CACUCAGCGCUAAAGGCUACAACUCUGGGCACGGGAGGGGAGGUUGGGUAACACCAAAGCAAGGAUUUCUGGGCCUGUGUGUUUGUAUCUGCCUCAUGGUGUGUGAGUGUGAAUGGAACAGGAGUGUGAGAAAACGAGUGGAUAUGUAAAUAUCUUAUGGGUCAUCAUGUGUUUGUGAAGGUCUGAGUGAAUAGAUGUACUUGUAUAAAAAAGUGUGUGUGAAUGUGUGAGCCUGCGAAUUAGAAAUGUCUGAGUACAUCUGUGAAAGUAUGUAUGUCAGUGUGUAUACUUGGAAGCAAAUGUGUGUGGAUGUGCAUGGAACAGACAUGGGUUUGUGUGACAAUGUGUGUAUCUGUAUGUCUGAUUGCAUGUCAGUGAGAGUUAGGAAAUGUGCAAGGUGCUUAAAAGCACAGACGCAGAAGCUAGACUGCCUGGGUUUGAAUCCUGGCUCCAUUAUUUACCAGAUAACAACUUCUAUGCCUCACUUUCGUCACCUAUAAAAAGGGGCUAAUAAGAGCAUCAACUCGGGGUUGUUGUGAGGAUUAAAUGAAAUAAGAUGUGUAAAGUACUUGGCCUGUCAUUCAGUAAGUGCCAAGUAAGCAUUAGCUACUACUAUAUAAUAAGGUGUGUGUGUGCUUGUACAGAUGUGUGUACACAAGGCUUUGUCCAGGUCUCCAGGACGUGGUGCUUACUGGCCAGCCCUGCUGCCCUGUGUCUCGCUCUGAUGCCUUCUCCCUUGCAGGCCCAGGCGGGUGGCAGAGCAAAGGAGGAAUGGACUGUGGGCCCCCUCCCACCCUCCAGUCCCAUCUGGCUGGGCCACCUGGCACUGCCCACCGCCCAGUAGCUGUGUGCCAGCAGGAGAGUCUGUCCUUUGCGGAGUUGCCCACCCUGCAGCCCCCAAGCCCUGUGUGUCUGGAUCUCUUCCCCGUUGCUCCAGAGGAGCUGCAGGCACCUGGCAGCCGCUGGUCUCUGGGGACCCCUGCUCCUCUCCAAGGGCUGCUAUGGCCCCCAUCCCCAGGAGGCCCAGACAACGAGAUCUCUACCAGUGGGGGAAUGCGGCCCAGCAGGGCUGGCAGCUGGCCACACUGUCCUAGUGCCCAGUCCCCAGCUCUGGAGGGACCCUGGAGUCCCCAGCACCUACAGCCACAGCGCCGGGCCAGCCACGGCUCGGAGAAGAAGUCCGCCUGGCGCAAGAUGCGGGUAUACCAGCAAGAAGAGGCCCUUGGCAGCCCUGAGGCCCAUGCUGUCUUCCUGGAGCCAAGCCAGGCGACAGAACAGGCCCUGAGCACAGCGGAGCCUAGGCCGCUGGAGCUGCCUGGGCCCACCCGAGUGGGCCUCGAGGGGCCUGAGCGGAGGCGCUUCUCAGCCUCUGAGCUGAUGACCCGAUUGCACUCUUCCCUGCGCCUGGGACGGAAUUCGGCAGCCAGGGCACUGACCCCAGGGUCAGGCCCUGGAGCUGCCCGGGAAGGGAAAGCGUCUGGAAGAGAGUCGCGCAGUGUAGAGAUGCGGGUGGACGCUAUGGCGAUGCCGGCUCUUCUUGACCUGAGUGGGGGCCAUGGCAACUGGCCCGAGCCCAGGUACCACCUCCCACUGCGGCCUUGGGUCCGAGGCGGGGUACGGGUGAAGAAGUGCCCUGACACUCCCUUUCCUAGGCUAGAUGCGGAGGAAGAGCCGGCUCCGGGUUCCAGGAGCGCCAGCGAGCGGCGCCAGUCACGGUUCCUCCUUAACUCGGUCCUCUACCAGGAAUAUAGCGACGUGGCCAGCGCCCGCGAACUGCGGCGGCAGCAGCGCGAGGAGGAGGGCCCGGGGGACGAGGCCGAGGGCGCGGAGGAGGGGCCCGGGCCGCCGCGCGCCAAUCUCUCCCCGAGCAGUUCCUUCCGGGCGCAGCGCUCGGCGCGAGGCUCCACCUUCUCGCUGUGGCAAGACAUCCCCGACGUGCGCGGCAGCGGCGUCCUGGCUACGCUGAGCCUGCGCGACUGUAAACUGCAGGAGGCCAAAUUUGAGCUGAUUACGUCCGAGGCCUCAUACAUCCACAGCCUGUCGGUGGCUGUGGGCCACUUCUUAGGCUCGGCCGAGCUGAGUGAGUGUCUGGGGGUGCAGGACAAGCAGUGGCUGUUCUCCAAACUGCCCGAGGUCAAGAGCACCAGCGAGAGGUUCCUACAGGACCUGGAGCAGCGGUUGGAGGCCGAUGUCCUGCGCUUCAGCGUGUGCGAUAUUGUGUUGCACCACUGUCCGGGCUUCCGCCGCGUCUACCUGCCCUAUGUCACCAACCAGGCCUAUCAGGAGCGCACCUACCAGCGCCUGCUCCUGGAGAACCCCAAGUUCCCCAGCAUCCUGGCUCGCCUGGAGGAGUCUCCCGUGUGCCAGCGUCUGCCCCUCACCUCCUUCCUCAUCCUGCCGUUUCAGAGGAUCACCCGCCUCAAGAUGCUGGUGGAGAACAUCCUGAAGCGGACAGCACAGGGUUCAGAAGACGAAGAUAUGGCCACCAAGGCGUUCAAUGCACUCAAGGAGCUGGUGCAAGAGUGCAAUGCCAGUGUGCAGUCCAUGAAGAGGACAGAGGAGCUCAUCCACCUGAGCAAGAAGAUCCACUUUGAGGGCAAGAUCUUCCCGCUGAUCUCCCAGGCCCGCUGGCUGGUUCGGCACGGGGAGCUGGUGGAGCUGGCCCCACUGCCCGCAGCACCCCCUGCCAAGCUGAAGCUGUCCAGCAAGGCGGUCUACCUGCACCUCUUCAAUGACUGCCUGCUGCUCUCCCGGAGGAAGGAGCUGGGGAAGUUCGCCGUCUUUGUCCACGCCAAGAUGGCUGAGCUGCAGGUGAAGGACCUGAGCCUGAAGCUCCAGGGCAUCCCUGGCCAUGUGUUCCUCCUUCAACUCCUCCAUGGGCAACACACGAAGCACCAGUUCCUACUGAGGGCCCGGACAGAAAGUGAGAAGCAGCGAUGGAUCUCAGCCAUGUGCCCCUCUACCCCCCAGGAGGACAAGGAGGUCAUCAGCGAGGGGGAAGACCGCCCCCAGGUUCAGUGUGUCAGGACAUACAAGGCACUGCAGCCAGACGAGCUGACCUUGGAGAAGACUGACAUCCUGGCAGUGAGGACCCGGACUAGUGAUGGCUGGCUGGAGGGGGUCCGCCUGGCAGAUGGUGAGAAAGGGUGGGUGCCCCAGGCCUACGUGGAAGAGAUCAGCAGCCUCAGUGCCCGCCUCCGAAACCUCCGGGAAAAUAAGCGGAUCACAAGUGCCACCAGCAAACUGGGGGAGCCCCCCGUGUGAUGGGAAGCCAUGGCCUGGGACACCUGCUCCACGCCCGGCUCCUGGACAGGUCUGGAGAGGGCCUGCAGGGUCUCCGUGCCCCAAGAUGCUGUCACUGGGACUUCUGCUCCGAGACCUGGCAUUGAAAGUACAGGCUGGACACAGGAGGGGGUCUCCCCUGUCCUCAUGCUCCUCAGUGUCCACAAUUCAGGGACGAGGGUAGUUUCUUCCUCUGGCUUGUGACCUCUGAUAUCUGGCAAGGACUGGGGCCCUCUCCCUUUCCUGCCCUCAACACUGCUGACUCUUGGUCCCUCUGGCAGGGACCUGGCUGGCAAUGGCUCUGGUGCUAACGGGUGCUGGGACCUGUACGUGUAUAUAUAUCUGGAGUCUUCUGGCCUGAGCCCGUGUGGGUCCUGGUUGCUGUGACCUGUCUGUAAAUAAAGUCCCAUCAUGCCUUGGCUUGGAGUCUGUGAGCCUUUCGGUGCUGCCUCCACCCCAGCCCUCUUUCCCCAGCUAAAGAUCAGGAGGGUCUCUGGCUACCU
Kogia breviceps (pygmy sperm whale) is the source of this 3785-nucleotide messenger RNA. The record is from RefSeq and is a predicted model, not a curated record. NCBI's taxonomy places the organism in Eukaryota, Metazoa, Chordata, Mammalia, Artiodactyla, Physeteridae.